Messenger RNA from Lactuca virosa, 2450 nucleotides. NCBI's taxonomy places the organism in Eukaryota, Viridiplantae, Streptophyta, Magnoliopsida, Asterales, Asteraceae. The record is from the annotation of a GenBank genome assembly.
GAAACCCAUCAACUAUGUACUGGGAGAGGUAGUUGACUAAGAUCUCAUGGUUAAAACUUAAAUACCUUAACAUGCAAUGAUAGAUUCAAUAGCAGCUCUAAUCAUUUCAACUUCCAUUCCUAUUUUUGAUCGAUCAUCAAAACCAUGUCUGAUCUAAAACAAUUUGAAUACCUCAAAAUAAAACUAGAAUCUAUACUAUCAGCAACCAACAACUUUAGCGAAGAUAAUUGCAUCGGAAAGGGAGGAUUCGGCAAUGUGUACAGGGGAGAACUCGGGUGGGAUUCGAAGGAACGUGCCAUGGUUGCUUUAAAACGUUUAAUUCGUCAUAAAUUUCCCCAAGGAAAACGUGAGUUUUGGAGUGAGAUCCUUACCCUUUCUCGUUACAAGCAUGAAAAUAUCGUAUCUCUCUUAGGGUUUUGUGACGAUAGUAAGGAGAAUAUCCUAGUCUACGAAUAUGCUACUAACAGUAGUCUUAAUGUGCAUCUCGAGAGAAAUGAUUUAACCUGGGUUCAACGCCUUAAGAUAUGCAUUGGAGCGGCUCGCGGACUAGCUUACCUUCACGAUCCUGCCGGGGGUUAUCAACGAGUAUUACACCGCGACAUUAAAAGUUCUAAUAUUCUAUUAGAUGGAAACUGGAAUGCCAUUAUCGCUGAUUUGGGUCUAUCUAGGUUUGGUCCUGCUAACCAGGAAAUCACAUUUAUUUUAUCCAACGUCUGUGGUACAAUUGGGUAUUGUGAUCCCCUGUAUGCAGAAUUAGGGAUACUUACAAAGGAGUCGGACGUUUACUCGUUUGGCGUUGUGCUGUUUGAAGUUUUGUGUGGGAGGUUGUGUUUUGUCACCAGUGAUAACCCUCAACCUUUUACUCUAUGGGUACGAAAAUCUUACAAGAAGAAAAAACUAGAUGAAAUUAUAUAUACUGGUAUAAAGGAGGAAAUUGGUUCAAGUUCCUUGGAGGGCUUUGCAGCAAUUGCUUAUAGAUGUUUGAAGAGAGACCGUGAAAAACGUCCAUUAAUGAAGGAGAUCGUGUUAAUACUUGAAACUGCUCUCAGACAUCAAAGCCUUAAUGUACAAUCGCCACCACCAGCACAGUCUCCACCUCCACAUUCACACAGCUCGCAUGCAUCAGCUCCACCUGGCCUAUUAAGGCUUGAUAGCUCCACCGAGCUGGAUGAUCAAAGUAAUAGAAUGUCCAUUGAUUUUGCACAACUGUUUUCCAAAGAAAGAAGUUCAAGAGCUCAACCAGGCUAUGGGAGGCUCAAUCCAGAAGCAAUUCGUUUGGUUCAUCCAGACAGAGCAACUGAUUGUGAAACCAUGCUUCGGAAAAUAAGAGAACCUCUACCUGAUAUUAUUAAUGUCAUCCUUGCAUUGGAUUCUUCUGCUGUUAUUGUUGAUCAAGUUGAUGCUCUUAUUAAAAUAUGUCCUACAAAAGAUGAAAUGGAGUUGCUAAAGAGCUAUACAGGAAACAAGAGAAUGCUUGGACAAUGUGAACAGUUCUUCUUGCUGUGUGCGAAGAUCCCAAGAAUAAUGCAAAAACUACGUGUAUUUGCAUUCACAACUACUUUUAGCAAUCGGGUUAACAAUUUGAGAGAAACCCUGAAUACAAUCAAAGACGCUACUAAAGAGAUCAGGGAAUCAACAAAGCUGGUUGCAAUAAUGCAUACAAUUUGCACCAUGGGGAAUAUAUUAAAUGAAGGCACAGAUCAAGGAUCUGCUGAAGGAUUUAAAUUACACAGUCUUGAGAAAUUGGGAGAUACACAUGCAACAAACAAACAGAUCACACUGUUGCAUUGUCUAUGCAAGGUGAUUGCAGAACAAACUCCAGAGUUGUUGGAUUUUGACAAGGAUAUGAUUCACUUGCAAGCUGCCUCCAUGAUGCACAUUACAAGUUUGCGACUGGAUGUGUUAGCAAUAAGCAAAAGUUAUAAUGAGGUGCAACAGGAAUUCCAUGCAUCGGCCAAUGAUGGUGGUGUAUAUGCUCAAUUCCGAGAGGCCAUGAAGAGAUUUCUUGAUAGUGCGGGUGCUCAACUCCCACCACUUACCUCCUUCUUCAAUGAAGUGGCUGAGGAUGCAGAUUCACUUGUCCAAUAUUUUGCAGAGGAUUCCAGCCGUUGUACUUGGGAGCAAGUUGUAAGUUAUCUGGUUCGUUUUAUUGCGAUGUUUAAGAAAGCACACAAUCAGAAUAACCAGUGGGCAGAGGGAGGUAGCAGCUACUAAAAAGCCCUGACAUGGCAGGCAAUACAUUUAUAAACCUGAAGCAAGAUGCGCAUGAUGGUGGUUUUUCCAUAACAAUCUACACCUAAGACGUUUAGGCAUCAAUGUAAAAAAUAUACUAUUGUGUUACCUGUAUUUGUAAUACUAAUAGAUUGAGCUGACUUUUGGAUGUUCUUAAGGGAUCACGUAUCAAACUUAAAAAUCAUGAGACUUGGGUCACUUAAUAAAAGUCAAGGAAG